Meleagris gallopavo (turkey) is the source of this 3411-nucleotide messenger RNA. NCBI's taxonomy places the organism in Eukaryota, Metazoa, Chordata, Aves, Galliformes, Phasianidae. The record is from RefSeq and is a predicted model, not a curated record.
CCUCGCCCGUCACAGCUCAGGAAGGCGCCUGCCACAUACGGCUCUGGGAAGGUGCCGAGCAAAAGGCUCCCGGGAGAGAGACGGUGAGCGGGGCUGUAGGGUGGGCGCGUGGGAUCUGUCCUGACCACAGCCAUGCCGCUGCCCCUAUUGUGCUGCCCAGAUGGAGAAGCCCUCGCACCAGGACAGGGUGGCUUCCUGCGUGCCACUCGCAUCCCAGGGCUGCACUACAUUGGCACACGGCCGCAGUCCCGCCUGCGCCGCCUGCUCUGGGGCUUGGCCUUCUUGGCCUCUGCAGGGCUGCUGGCCACUGGAGCUACCGACCGCCUGCACCACUUGCUCUCACACCCCGUGCACACACGGGCACGCCUGGCCAGAGUGCCCCAGCUCCGCUUCCCGGCUGUAACCCUCUGCAACCCGAACCGGGCGCGCUUCCUGCAGCUCACCAAGCCUGACCUGUACUCGGUGGGGCAGUGGUUGGGGCUGUCUCGGGAGGACCGCUCGCUGGUGCCUGAGCUGCUGGCCGUGCUGGAGGAUGAGCAGCGCCGCUGGCUCACGCGCCUUGCCAACUACUCACGCUUCCUGCCACCCCGUCGCUCCGAGCGCACCAUGCAGAGCUUUUUCCACCGCCUGAGCCAUCAGAUAGAGGACAUGCUGGUGGAGUGUCGCUUCCAGGGCGAGCGCUGUGGCCCGCAGCACUUCAACCCUGUCUAUACACGUUACGGCAAGUGCUACACCUUCAAUGGGGACCGGAGGAACCCUCGAGUGACCCGCCAGGGUGGCAUGGGCAACGGGCUGGAGAUCAUGCUGGACAUCCAGCAGGAGGAAUACCUGCCCAUCUGGAGGGAGACCAAUGAGACAUCUUUCGAAGCUGGCAUCCGUGUCCAGAUCCACAGCCAGGAUGAGCCGCCCUACAUCCAUCAGCUGGGCUUUGGUGUCUCGCCCGGCUUCCAGACGUUCGUGUCUUGCCAGGAACAGCGGCUCACCUACCUGCCGCAGCCGUGGGGGAACUGCCGGGCCAGUGUGCAGGGAGAGCAGACACUGCCUGGCUAUGAUACCUACAGCAUUGCUGCCUGCCGCCUGCAGUGUGAGAAGGAGGCCGUGGUGCGGAGCUGCCACUGCCGCAUGGUCCACAUGCCAGGCAAUGAGUCCAUCUGCUCUCCCAAUGUGUACAUCGAGUGUGCUGACCACACGCUGGAUGCAGCAGUGGAGGACAGCCAGGAGCGCUGCAGCUGCCCCACACCAUGCAACCUGACCCGCUACGGCAAGGAGAUCUCCAUGGUGCGCAUCCCCAACAAGGGCUCGGCACGCUACCUAGCCCGAAAGUACAACAAGAAUGAGACCUACAUUCGGGAGAACUUCCUGGUGCUGGAUAUCUUCUUCGAGGCACUCAACUAUGAGGCCAUUGAGCAGAAGAAAGCCUACGACCUUGCUGGGCUUCUCGGGGACAUCGGGGGGCAGAUGGGCCUGUUCAUCGGCGCUAGCAUCCUUACCAUCCUGGAGAUCCUGGACUACAUUUAUGAGGUGAUCCGCGACAGGGUGAGUCGUGUCCUGCGGCGCUCCAAGCCACCCCUGAAGAAGCCCUCGGGGAGCAUUGCCACACUGGGGCUGGAGGAGCUCAAGGACCAGAGCCCCUGUGAGACACUGGGCCGGCACGUGGAGGGCACCUACAAUGCGGGCAUCCUGCCCAACCACCACCACCGUCACCACUACCCUCACCAGGGUGUCUUCGAGGACUUCGCCUGCUAGGACAGCUGGGGUCAGGGGGUUCCAGCUGGGGUUCCCCACCCCUUGCAGCCCCAUCCUCAUGGAGAGGGAUUGUGGCCCUGGGACCGGCACUGUCGCUGCCCCCAGCCCCUUCGUCCAGCCCCUCCGCUUGCCCUGUCUCAGCACACAGAGUCGGGGGCCGCCCCGCCAGCCAGCAGCAGAAGUGGCCUCACAACUUGGCUGCCUGCAGGAGCAGACUAGCAGGGGGCAAGGACAGGCACACUAGGGGGGAUUGGGGGGGCAGGGGGCCCCCGCAAGGCAGUGCGUGCAAGGGGUGAGCUGGAUUUCCUGCAAACCCCUCCAAACCCCUCCCCACUGACCUCUCCUGAAGGGGGUCUCUGCCCUGCACUGUCCCCCCAGGACCACUCAUCCCCUCCCAGAGAAUGUCGCCAUCAUGCUGCAGGUCAGGCAGGGCCGGAGGACACUAUCUGCAGCUUCACCUGCAUGGCACCACCCUGCCACUCAUCUGGCCCCUGGCACCACCACCACUGUGACACCCCCCAGACAUCUCCCCACCUUGCCCCAGUCCCACAUACCCUGCCAGGGCUGAGGUUCCCUCCCCACUGCUAUUCCCAGCUAGACCCCUGCACUGUGACUUUCCACACUCCUGUUUUAGCCCUGCAAAAUGACUGUCUGCCCCAAAUCCUCUCCUCCCAGUGCCCCACAUCCCGUGCAUUGCCCAAAGCAGAUUGCCCCAGGUGCAGUUCCCCGGCACGCCUGGGCAGUGUUGAGGCACCUGUCCUUGUUACCCAACUGUUGCAGCUCUUCUGCACCAUGCACGUACCCCUGCCACCUUCCUGCCCCCCAGGUGCCGAGCACCCACUGUGCCUCCCCCAGACUGUAUACAGAUAGGAAGGUGCCCUGCACCCAGUCCUCCUGCUGCCGGGGGUGGCAGGGCCUCAGCAGGACCCCCGGCACCCCAAUUCCCAUAGGACAUUGCCUCCCCCUCCACUGUAGCAGACACCAGCGCAGGGCAAAUAGCCCCAAAAUAUCUCAGGAGGCGGGGGGCGGGCUAACAAAGCCCCCCUCAAGACGCACAUGUGGCAGAGAGGAAUCCCCAUGGCAGGAAUUGGUGACCUCAGGGGGAGGCUGGCUGGGACCAGUCCUUGUCCCCAGUACCCGGAGACCACAGCCAUGCCCUGGCCAAAGCCAUAGUUGCAGGAGGAGUCCUAUGUGUGGGGCAUGGGACAUAGGGUACGAGGACCAGGGCAUCUGCAUAGCCCAGUGUCCCUGCAAAUACACCCACAGUUGGAAUUGUUUUCUCCAAUGGUGCAAGCAUUGUGGGUAUCCAACACUCCUGCACAGGGGCACACAAAAACAACCCCUAAGUAGGGCAUGCACAGUGUGCACCAGGGGGGUCCUGGUGCCCGUGGGGUUGUGGCAUGUAUGGUGUGGGUCCCCAGCCCCAGGGAAUGCCCCCAUCCCCCAUGCCUACCACCUCCUCCUGCACCAUCAUCUGGGCACAAGCAGCAGCAUCUCCACGGUGCUAGGUGGGCGGGAUGGCGCCCAGUGCUGUGUGCAGGCCAUUCCAAUAGGAGCAAGCCCUGGAAGGGGUGGGCAUAGGCACCAUGGUGGGAGGGGACCAUUGGAGAUGUGCGUCAUUGUUUUAUAAAUGUACAAAAGCUCCCUAAUAAAGAGGCACAAGUA